Messenger RNA from Talaromyces stipitatus ATCC 10500, 498 nucleotides. RefSeq lists its product as uncharacterized. The coding region runs from base 1 to 498 and encodes 165 amino acids. Lineage: Eukaryota; Fungi; Ascomycota; Eurotiomycetes; Eurotiales; Trichocomaceae. The transcript has 2 exons. The record is from RefSeq and is a predicted model, not a curated record.
AUGCACCUUAGUGCACCCACAGAGGCCUUAGACAUGGACAGGUUUUCACCGAUCAAACCUCAUAUCGAUUAUGUCGGCAUAGCAGGCAUUACUCAGUCGUAUCUGUGCCGUUUCAUAUAUGAAGCCCAUGUUCCCUGUGAUCCCCGAAGGGCUCGCAUAGGUCGACCAAGAGUGAACCCCAAAAUAUCCUCCAGUACUCCUUUCUGGACAGCGGCUAUAUUGAACCCCGACAAUAACAGGAAAGCUCCGGUUGAACAGUUAGGCUAUCCUGUCCACGCUCACUGCUGGAUACUAGUGGACCGUGUUAUAGGGUUUGGAUUGGUAGAAGCCAAUCUAAAGAUAUUUCCGAGAUUAAUCAAACUGUUCUGGACGGAAAACGUUAAGAGUUGGUGUAGGGAGUCCUGGAAAUAUGUUGUGCAUGGAAGGGAUUCAGAUAACGGUCUGGAUCCAGGUAACUGGAAACUUCGGGAAAACCCAUACACCCUGCCAGCCUGGUAA